Molecule: messenger RNA, 2114 nt
Organism: Paraphaeosphaeria sporulosa
Lineage: Eukaryota; Fungi; Ascomycota; Dothideomycetes; Pleosporales; Didymosphaeriaceae
Product: Sodium/hydrogen exchanger
Exons: 2
Coding region: 153-1889 (578 amino acids)
Biological process (GO): proton transmembrane transport
Cellular component (GO): membrane
Molecular function (GO): antiporter activity
Source: RefSeq, a predicted model, not a curated record
CAUCAAACCCGCCCGCCAAUGCUGUUGCGCUAUCCAGCUGCACCCAUUGCACGCCGGCUCCCGAGCGAGCAAGCACAGUGCGAAUUGCCCGCGCAUGGCUGCUGCUGGAAGCAGCCGCAUGAUUUUCGCUUUCCACCUCUUUCCCGCGCGUCAUGGUUGCAGCCGACGCUGAAACUGUGCCAUCGCUUCCCUACCAUGAGCCGGCUAUACGCACCAUCCUUGUCCAAUCGUCUUUCCUGCUUCUGUUGAAUCUUGUCAAUGCUGCCCUCGACCGCCUUGUUUACUGCGGACUACUGGGUCAAGUCUUCCUAGGCAUUGCCUGGGGAACCCCUGGCGCCAAAUGGCUUUCAUCUGAGGUUGAGGAAGUCAUCGUGCAACUGGGCUAUCUUGGCCUGAUACUGCUUGUAUACGAAGGCGGGCUUUCGACUUCUUUCAAGUCUCUAAAGGCCAACAUCGUCCUCUCCUCCGCUGUCGCUCUCACAGGCAUUGGCCUUCCAAUUGGUCUGUCCUACACCCUUCAACCACUGCUAGGGGCAACCCCCCUCCAAGCAUUUGCGGCGGGGGCUGCACUAUGCUCGACGAGUCUGGGCACCACCUUCACAGUGCUUGCAUCAAGCGGCCUAUCAUCGAGCCGAUUGGGCGUCGUCUUGACCAGUGCCGCCAUGAUGGACGAUGUCGUUGGGCUUGUCAUGGUACAAGUCAUCUCAAACCUGGGCGGAGGUGAUAUCGGUGCACUUGUCAUAGCCCGACCCGUCUUGGUAUCGGUUGCGUUCGCAUGUAUUGUACCUUUGCUGUGUCGUAUGGUUGUUAAGCCCUCCACUAUAGUGCUGAAUCGGUUUCGUAAAAGCCAGCCGGACGCCUGGCUAGCCAAGCUGUUAUGCCUCAGACACACUGCCUUUGUCUUACACACCGCUCUUCUUCUAGGCCUUGUCGCAGGCGCUAGUUAUGCUGGUACGUCUAAUUUGUUUGCUGCGUACAUUGCGGGCGCAGUGAUCAGCUGGUGGGAUAGUGAGGUGCCUCACCCGGUGCAUCGACUAGAGUCGAAGACAUCUUCAAAGGGGAAAAUAGAACCUGCGCAAACUUCAUCCCGCGAAACAACCCGCGAAUUUGGAGUGAUUUCGGCGGCAGCUGAUAUCCAAGCCGGGCUAGAACAGGACCAUGAAGAAGAGCGCGAUCCCGGGGCUACAUCCCAGAAAGAGCCGCAAGUCGACGAGGAUAUCUCUGGGACUGCUGUCUAUGAGCGUUACUACCAACAAGCUGUAAGUCGAAUCCUGCAGCCGUUGUUCUUCGCUUCGAUAGGCUUUUCUAUUCCGAUAACGCGCAUGUUCCGCGGGUCUAUCGUAUGGCGCGGCAUCGUGUACACGAUCUUGAUGGCGGCUGGAAAACUUACGUGCGGUUUCUGGCUCGUCCGCUUCUCUCUUGCGCCUUUGAAGGAGACUUUGAGCAAAGUGUUAGCGAGAUUGAGACUGCCGUCUAUUCCUCACUUUUGGGGAAAGAAAGAUAGCAGCGUCAGCCGGCCACGUCCUGAAAGUACACAAGGACAGCAAGAUACCAACACCCAGACAAAUCGUCACACCUCCCCCGAACCGAAGCCGUUCUCUCUGCACCCACCCCUCAUACUGGCCUGCGCGAUGACAGCCCGCGGGGAGAUCGGGUUUCUUAUCUCGUCGGUAGCUGAGUCAAAGGGAGUCUUCUCAUCAGGACAACAAGAGCCUGGGUCGAGCUCAGAUAUGUUUCUGGUUGUAACGUGGGCCAUCGUCCUGUGCACGAUCCUAGGACCGCUAGGUGUAGGUCUGUCGGUACGUAGGGUGAAGAGGCUGGAGGAAAAGAAGAACAGAGAACAGGAAGGAGCGGGUAGGGAUGUCCUUGGUGUAUGGGGUGUGGGGUAGUGCUGGAGGAGCGAGUUGUUUGGCAUGGUCGGCAACUGGCAUCCCGGCGGGUGUGGAACACUCGUGAAGGGACCAGCUUCUGGAUGGCAGCAGCGCGGGGCGUGUUUCUCUGACAAGAGUUUACAGUUAACCGGCAGCUGUCGCGGCCUAACUUGCCUGUACAUUAACAACUCGAGAAUAUCAAGAGUGGCCCGGAGGCAUCAUGCUUCCGAGAAGCUAGAUAGC